Molecule: messenger RNA, 1422 nt
Organism: Prunus armeniaca (apricot)
Lineage: Eukaryota; Viridiplantae; Streptophyta; Magnoliopsida; Rosales; Rosaceae
Source: the annotation of a GenBank genome assembly
AUGGGGCGGCUAUGCUCCUCCUCAGUUUCAGCCUUCUCUUGCGGCGGCUGCUAUUACCAAUUCUUCUACAACUACCACCCUCCUGCCUCUGUCGAUAUUACGUGGCCGCCGAGUGGGUGUAGGGUUAACAACAGUAUCAAAAAACGAAACAAUGUCCCAAUCAGAGCACCCAGUCCACUGCCUCUGCCAUACUAUUCUUCUACUUGCCUUGCUAUUUCUCCAUGCAAUGGAAAACCACCCAACAACAACUGUAACUACAACUCCCUCCAUAAAUUUAUUGCCAAUUGUACCCCUUCUACUGAUACUGGUACUGAGUCUGCUGACACCGGGCUCCAAGAUUCGUCGUCGUUUCCCGCCGUUGAUUGUGUGGGGACAGGCCAGGACGUAAAGUGCGCUGUCUCUUCCUCAUCCUCCGAAGAAACUCAACAACAGAGGACCGUUGGAGUGGAAUUGAUACAACAACAGCUGCAAGAAUGGACAGUAUUGGUCUCUCCCUUCUUCUUUUGGGGCACCUCUAUGGUGGCAAUGAAGGAGGUUUUGCCAAAGGCUGGCCCUUUCUUCGUCUCCUCCUUCCGUCUAAUUCCUGCUGGUUUUCUCCUCAUUGCAUUCGCCGCCUCUCGAGGCCGCCCCUUUCCAUCUGGCCUCACUGCUUGGCUAUCUAUUGCGCUUUUUGGCCUAGUCGAUGCCGCUUGUUUUCAAGGUUUUCUUGCUGAAGGUUUGCAGAGGACAUCUGCUGGUCUGGGCAGUGUUAUAAUUGAUUCACAACCUUUGACGGUGGCUGUACUUGCGGCCUUGUUCUUGGGUGAGUCCAUUGCGUUCCUUGGAGCUGCAGGGCUUGUUCUUGGUAUCAUUGGACUUUUACUUCUUGAGGCACCUUCGCUUUCUGUUGAUGGAAGCAACUUUUCAUUGUGGCAAAGUGGGGAGUGGUGGAUGCUUCUCGCAGCUCAGAGCAUGGCAGUUGGCACAAUCAUGGUGCGCUGGGUUUCCAAGUACUCUGAUCCCAUUAUGGCAACUGGAUGGCACAUGGUUAUUGGUGGUCUACCCCUUGUUAUGAUCUCCAUUCUUAAUCAUGAAAAUGCUGUUAGUGGGAGUCUAAUGAAUUUCACAGAAAAUGAUGCGUUGGCACUCCUUUAUACAUCCAUUUUUGGAAGUGCCAUCAGCUAUGGUGUAUACUUCUACAGUGCAACAAAAGGUAGCCUGACAAAGCUCAGCUCCCUUACCUUUCUGACCCCAAUGUUUGCUUCUAUAUUUGGGAAGCUAACUGCAGGUAUCUGUAUCUUGGUGAGACCUUCUCACCCUUGCAAUUGGUUGGGGCCAUCAUUACUAUUGUUGCAAUAUACAUGGUCAACUAUAAAACCACUGUCGAAUGAAGCAUAUAGUCAACAGGGAUGCAUUGAACAUGUGAACGAGGAGGGUAGUUAG